AAGUGAACGAUUUGUCGUUGAAGCUACAGUAACUUAAUGGACAACGGUGAUAUCAAUCUUGAAGAAGGGGAGCUUGAUGUAGAUCUCAGCGAUGAGGAGGGAUGCAAGUUGAAAAAUGAAAAUGAUUUAGGAAAAGAAGAAAAGCUAGAUAAAGAAGCUGAAGUAAAAAAGCACAAGAAGAAAGAAAAAAAGGCUAAGAAAGAAAAAAAGCAUAAGAAGAAAAAGAAAAAACAUACGCAUGACAACAAGGAAAAAUGUUCUAUUAAUAAUGGUGAUGUUGUUCAACCGCCUGUGAAUGAAGCAAAAGUAGAAGAUCUUGGAAGUCCCAAAAAAGAAAUUGAGGACGUCCCAUAUGUUCCAAAACGCGUUCCUAUCUCUCUGGAGGAGCUGAUUUUAAAAAGGAAAGCGGAAGAGGCAGAAUUAAUCAAACCGAAAUUUAUAUCUAAGGAGGAGCGUAUUCAGCAAGCCAUCCAAAGAAGACAAGCUGAAGUUCAAGCUCAACGUGAAAAACAGAUGGAGGCCUUCAGAAAACAGACGGAAUAUCUUGAAGGGGCUAAAGAUCUGGAACGAAAGAGACGCUCAGAAGAUUUUCAAGAAAGAAUGAGGCAGCACAGAAACUUUAGAAAUACUGGCAAACGAGCAGCUCAAGAAGAAGGUCCAGGUGAUAAGGUAAACAUUUCACAGGAAGAACAAGCUAUCAAAGAGCGCUACUUGGGUCAAAAGCGUCUGACUAAGCGUCGACCGAGGCGACUUAAUGAGAGGAAAUUUGUAUUUGACUGGGAUGUCGCCGAUGAUACUAGCCAGGAUUACAACCCGCUUUACAAAGAAAAGCAUCAAAUCCAGUUUUUUGGCCGUGGACAUAUUGGUGGUAUUGAUAUUAAGCAACAAAAAAAAGAAAUUGGACGCUUUUACUCAAAGCUGUUAGAAAGCCGCCGUUCUGACACCCAGAAAGUUCAAGAAAAGAAACGUCUAAGUGGUGUGGCAAAGCGUGAAGCUAAGCAGAAAUGGGAUGACAGGCACUGGACAGAAAAGGCCCUUGAUCAGAUGACUGAACGCGACUGGCGAAUCUUUCGCGAAGAUUUUAAUAUAUCUACCAAGGGAGGUAACAUUCCAAACCCCCUCAGGUCUUGGGCGGAAAUGAAUGUUGCUGAUGAACUUAAGGAUGUAAUUAAAAAGGUUGGCUAUCCUGAACCAACACCAAUUCAACGCCAAGCAAUACCAAUUGGUCUGCAAAACCGUGAUAUUAUUGGUGUUGCAGAAACAGGUUCAGGGAAAACAGCAGCUUUCCUUAUACCCCUGUUGAAUUGGAUUCAGCGACUUCCAAAACUGGAGAGACUUGAGGACACAGAGCAAGGACCAUAUGCUAUUAUUAUGGCUCCUACUAGAGAGUUGGCACAGCAAAUUGAGGAAGAAACAGUAAAAUUCGGUCGACCACUGGGAAUCAAAACUGUUUCGUUAAUUGGUGGCCUCUCGCGUGAAGAUCAAGCAUUAAAGCUCCGAAUGGGCGCAGAAAUAGUUAUUGGUACUCCUGGUCGUUUAAAUGAUGUCCUAGAAAACCGGUAUAUGGUACUCAACCAAUGUACUUACAUCGUUUUGGAUGAAGCUGAUAAAAUGAUUGAUAUGGGUUUCGAACCUGAAGUCAACAAUAUUCUCACAUAUUUACCAGUUACAAAUGAAAAACCUGAUAAUGAAGAUGCUGAGGAUGAUUCGAAGCUAUUAAGCAAUUUUGCAACAAAACAUAAGUAUCGUCAGACUGUCAUGUUCACAGCCACCAUGCCUCCAGCAGUUGAACGUCUUGCUCGUUCCUAUUUAAGGCGACCUGCAAUGGUGUAUAUUGGAAGUGCUGGUAAACCCACAGAACGAGUGGAACAGAUUGUUUAUAUGGUUUCAGAACAAGAGAAGAGGAGAAAACUAUUGGAAAUACUUGCUGCAGGACUUGAUCCACCUGUAAUCAUUUUUGUCAAUCAGAAAAAAGGCGCAGAUGUACUUGCUAAAGGAUUAGAAAAACUUGGAUACAGUGCUGUUGUUCUACAUGGUGGCAAAGGACAGGAACAAAGAGAAUAUGCCUUGGCAAGUUUAAAGUCUGGUCAAAAGGAGAUCUUAGUUGCAACUGAUGUUGCCGGUCGUGGUAUUGAUAUCAAAGACGUGUCAAUGGUUAUAAACUAUGACAUGUCUAAAACUAUUGAUGGUAAGCUAAUAAUUCUUUCGCUAUUUACUUAGAUUAUUUAUUUGUUUAAACUUAGACAUUCAUACAAGGAAACAUCAAAUAUACAUGUGGCACACAAGUCAUCUGGUUUGUGUGAGGGCUGGUUUUCUCAAGGGGCUAUUCUUAGAGCCUUUGACCUAAAGGUCUAAUGUACAAGAUAGUGGGGCGACGUAAGGAAAUGCAGUCUCAUGGUAGUCGUUGAACAACAAUAGGUUCAUACGCUUUUUGUUUCCUCAGGGUCCUGGAGCGCACAUGCACCAUAUGUUUGAAAUCAGGGCUUUCGAACCCCCUAUAUGGGUCCCCCGUAUCCACCAUCCUUGUUAAAGCACCAGAAAUCCGCUUUUCGGCCUCUAACUUUUGUAGAAAUACCCCUUGGCUCGAGAAGGCAGUGAUUAGGACUUCCCUGGCAGCGGCCGUAUACGCGUGGUCAUGUGAGAGCAUUUUAAGAGGGAGAGCAGUCUCCCCACUCGCGGUCAUACCAGGGCAUUUGGGGGCAUUUACUUUGAUACAUUCUGCACUCGAUAUAAUAGUGGUAUUUAAAUUAAUUAGUUGUCUUAACUCUCAAUUGUAAAGUCAUAUAACUCUUCAAAGUCUGAGAUGCAUUUUAUCGUUGACAGAUCACUCUUCUGGUGUCAAGUCAUUGUUAGAAACUCUUCUGCAUACUGUAUCAAAGGGUGUUAUGGUACAAACAUAAGCUAAACAUUCUUUGCAGAUAUCACAUCUUCAGUGAUUUUGAAUGGUGGGCUUUAAUCUCAACACGACUGUCAUUCAGGGAUCCUUAUAAUCUGAGUGAAAUAACUGUGAUAUUUAUGAUGACACCAUAGCUUUGUCUUCUUAGAAAACCUUUGUGUUACAUGUCUCAAUGACCUGGUCAGUUUCGUCCCUCUUCUUUCUUGAAUUAUUGUUGAGAGUAUGUAUGACCUCAAAUUUACCUUCUCUGUAACUAAAUGUAGGGACUGUCCAAUACACUUAUAUGUGGCUUUUGGACACAUAUUUCUUGCUCAUUCAUGUAAAUAUAUCUAAGUCCCUAAUUGAAAUGUUUGUGCGAUUAUUUACAUGAACUCAGCAUAACUUUAUUUAAUGAUUAGUAAGUUUUACAUUGCGUGUUUCUCUGCUUAGAAUAUGUACAUCGUAUUGGGCGUACUGGACGCGCUGGUAAAUCUGGUAUUGCAAUCUCACUACUUACGAAAGAAGAUGCCCCUGUAUUUUAUGAUUUAAAACAAUUAUUAAUUCAAUCUCCUGUGUCAACGUGUCCUCACGAACUUGCCAAUCAUCCGGAUGCUCAAACAAAGCCAGGUAUACUAGCUGCGAAAAAACGACGCGCAGAAGAGACAGUUUACAUAACAUAAAGAAAUGGACUUGAUUUUCAUUGUCUGCAAUUUUUAUGCUGGUUUGUAAAUACAGAGUAUAUUUCAACAAGUAUUCAUUCCAUCCUAUCGUUUUUGUACGUUAGUCCCACUUUUUCAGUGUUUGUACAUAAAAGCAUAAAUUUUUGAUAAAAAGCU
Molecule: messenger RNA, 3711 nt
Organism: Schistosoma guineensis
Lineage: Eukaryota; Metazoa; Platyhelminthes; Trematoda; Strigeidida; Schistosomatidae
Source: the annotation of a GenBank genome assembly